This is a messenger RNA of Penicillium lagena, 1008 nucleotides long. Its product is annotated as PhzF family phenazine biosynthesis protein. The record is from RefSeq and is a predicted model, not a curated record. NCBI's taxonomy places the organism in Eukaryota, Fungi, Ascomycota, Eurotiomycetes, Eurotiales, Aspergillaceae. Gene Ontology annotation, biological process: biosynthetic process. The coding region runs from base 1 to 1008 and encodes 335 amino acids. The transcript has a single exon. Gene Ontology annotation, molecular function: isomerase activity. Gene Ontology annotation, cellular component: cytoplasm.
AUGGCCUCACCAUCUCCUCGCAAGCUAGCCUACCUUACCUUUGAUGUAUUCACGACAACUAGAUUCAAAGGCAAUCCACUUGCCAUAGUCAAGGUUCCGGCAUCAGUGACACUAACCCAGGAAGACAAGCAAAAGAUUGCUCGGGAAUUCAACUAUUCGGAGACGGUCAUUCUACAGGACAAUGACCAGGAACUAGCUAGCGUUGGAGACGCAGCUGACGUCAAAUUGCCCGAGUGGAAAAUCGGAAUCUUUUUAACAACAGCGGAAAUUCCUUUUGCUGGACAUCCAACCAUCGGGACGACGUGUUACCUAGGCGCCCAAAUCCAGGCAGCGCGCAGCCAGUUGGAAUCCUCCAAAGACCCUAUCCACGGGAGGGUUAUAGCGAAAGCCGGCCCUAUCCCUUUCACCUACGAUCCAGUGUCGAGGACGAGCUCCGUUGAAGUCCCACAGACCUUUCAUCUCCACGAUAAGGUGCUCACCGUCAAUGAGGCAUUAUCAAAUGGUCUCGCACCUGGAAUCGCCCAGAAUAUGGUACACCCACCGCCCUUUGUGUCCUUGGUAAAAGGAAUGACAUUUAUUCUGGUCGAAUUACCCUCUCUGGAGAUCCUGGGCGAGGUCCGUGCUAGCCUCCGAGACGUCAAUGUUGACGGCCAAUUGAAUACAGAAUGGCACCCUGAUGGGACAUUUACUGCUUUUGCUUUUUUCGUUCGCAUGGGGAAAUCUUCUGACGGCUCGAUUAAGCUAAGGACUAGAGUCGUCUUUGGUUCGACGGAGGAUCCGGCCACUGGCGCCGCCUCUUGUGCCCUUGUCGCUUAUCUUUCCCUGCUCUAUCCUGAAAAGGAAAACUUAUCCGGGAGCAGGAGAUUUGAGAUUACACAAGGCGUCGAAAUGGGACGUCAGAGCCAUAUAUUGUUAGAUGUCACUUUGGAUGGCUCAGGAACUAGUGUUGAACGUUUGAUGCUUAGGGGUUCGGCUGUACAGGUUAUGGAGGGCUGUAUCACCUUCUAG